Molecule: messenger RNA, 2462 nt
Organism: Carcharodon carcharias (great white shark)
Lineage: Eukaryota; Metazoa; Chordata; Chondrichthyes; Lamniformes; Lamnidae
Gene: fam161a
Product: FAM161 centrosomal protein A
Exons: 7
Coding region: 177-2153 (658 amino acids)
Biological process (GO): cilium organization
Cellular component (GO): cilium
Source: RefSeq, a predicted model, not a curated record
GAGGGGCGAGCAGGUGGAAGGGGGCGGGGAUGGUCCAAAGCGUCUGUCUGUGAUGGAUGGAUGACGUAGGGCGGCCGCGUUGUCAAUGGUAACGGAUGCCUGUAGUUCGAGCUGUCUUCAGCAUUGCCAGGUGUCAGGAUUUGCAGUAAUGUGAGAAAUCCAUUAUUUAUUUGAGAAUGAAAAUUGUUCAAAAUGAAAAUGAUUCUGAUCCUGAUACCAGUGAAACCAAACAAAUUCAUUAUAUGGAUGAUAGGGAUUCAGUAAUCCCCAAUAGUUUAUGUGGCAUGUCCAAUGAAGACUACUAUGAGAAAAUUGAGGAACUAAAAAAUGCUCAUGUAAAUACAAUGGCAAUACUAGCGAAAUUGUAUGAGAAUAAACUCUGUGUCAGAGGCAUGGUAGCUGCUUCAGAGGAUCCCUGUGAAUCUUCAGUGCAUUACAGUUCAGACAAGAAAAAUGAUGUCCAUCUAUCAUACUCGACAACUGAGGUGGACAAUACUACGUACUCAAGCCUUUCAGAAAUUUCUGGUGACGAUCAGGAAAAAGGUGGAGAAAAUCUCAUGUCCUGUGGAAUGGAUCGAAUUCAGGGAAUGUGGGAUGGAUUUUCUGUGCAGGAGUAUAUUUCAGAUGAAGAAUCCCAGAAGCCAGGAAGCUCAAAUUUAACAAAAAUGAAAGCAAUAAAGAAGGAGCAAAAGCAGUGGUCACCAAAGAUCACAAUACCACAACCUUUCCAAAUGACUCUCAGAGAGGCUGAGAAAAAGAAGCACAAGAUCAAAUCAAGGUGUGAAAUUGAAAUAGAGAAUGAUAUGCUAAGAAAACAAUUAGAAGAAGAAGCAGAAUGCCAGAGAAAGUUCCGUGCUAACCCUGUACCAGCCCAUACCUAUAUUCCACUGUUGGAAGAAAUAAUAGAACGGAAUGAAGAAAGAAGGAGGUUUGUAAAGAUGAGAAACAAAGAAAUUCUACUGGCGAUGCAAAAACCAUUUAGCUUUCUUGCAAGGGAGGAGAAGAAAAAAGAAAUCAGAAAAAUGCAAAUAAAGAACCUGGAUGUUUCAGUAAAGGAACCAAAGAAAUUUAAAGCAAAACCAGUUCCCAGAUAUCUUUAUGAUCAAACGAUUAGUGACAGGAUUAAAGAGGAAGAACUCUACAGAGUAAUUAGGAUGAAAGUGAGAGCUCAAGAAAUAUUACAUAGUGCAUCCCUUCCAAAAAGUAUGCUUCAUAAUACCUUCUUAGAAAAGAAGAAAGCAACAUGUUGGGACCCACACAAAGAACUGAAAUUCAAACCCCAGAUUAAUGCAAAAGUACCUGAUUUUGAGAUGUUGCACAGAAAGUCUCAGGGACAGCUCAUGAGAAAGAAGAACUUGCUAUUGACAACCGUGUGUGAACCCUUUCAACUGCUCACACCUCAUAUUCCUUCAAAAAAAGAAAAGAUUUUGGAUGAUAUAAUGGCAGACGAAAACCGGUUGAAAGAGACCCGUUGGCCUUAUAUAUCUUGCAGAAACCAGUGGAAAUCACGUGACAGCAUAACUUCAUCUCAAUCAGGAUCUUUGGACUUGGAAAUUAUAAAGAUCACAGAGUCUGCAAAGAAGAGGAAAGAAGCUAUUAGGAAGUCUCUAGAAGAGAAAAAGAAGAAAGAAGAACAGGAAGCAAACUGUAAACGAGAGCAGAAACUGAGGGAGAGAAAAUUGAAAAAAUUCAUAUCUACCCGUGCCCAGGCCAAUGAUCCACACCAGAGCCUGGCUGAAGUGUCAAGAUCAAAAUUAAAACAAUACAGGAAUCGCCAAAGGAAAAGGACAAAAGAGUACCUUAUGGAACUUGAGAAGAUGCAGGAGAGAGUAAGCAGGAGGCCUCUGCUCUUAGAAGAGCUCACACAGAGGAAUGCCAGAAGAGCAGCAGAGAGAUAUUACGCUGCAGCACUAAAAGAGCAGGGAUUAAGUGAAGAUUUUGUUUCCAGAAAAGGUCACUCUGUUCCAGGCUUCAUUUUACAUUCUAGUAAUGAAGAUCCUGAGAAGAAUGAACACAACAACAGUGUAAAUGAGGAAAGUUCUCAAGAAGAAACUGAUGGAUUUGAAUCUGAUAACGAUCAAGAUGGUAGUAAGCACAUUGAGGAAUUGAGCGACAUGGAAGAAAAGGAGUUCAAAGAAUGUGAAGCCGAGUGACUAAAAAAAGUCAAAGAAAUAUGAAGAUUUGAUAUAAAUUGACUGUAUAAGUAAUAUUUAUUUAAUAUUAAUUACAUUUACUUUUUUUCCCUGGUGGAUACUAUUUCUAUCAAGUUAAAGGAUUAACUUUUUUUAAGAUGAUCAAAGACUGGUAAAUUCUGGUAUUCACGGAAUAACACUUAAUCAUGAAACUGAUUCAUUUUUAUUACUAACAUUAAUUGCUUUUUAUAAAGGGUCUGACAAGUUUGUGUUGUGCAUUCUCAACCAUACAGCAGAAAUCCAACUAAUAUUAAAUGUUAACUCUUCUUA